AUGGAUAUGCACUGCAAGGCGGACCCCUUCUCCGCGAUGCACCGGCACGGGGGUGUCAAUCAGCUCGGGGGGGUGUUUGUGAACGGCAGGCCCCUCCCGGACGUGGUGAGGCAGAGGAUCGUGGAGCUGGCCCACCAGGGGGUGCGACCCUGCGACAUCUCCCGGCAGCUGCGGGUCAGCCACGGCUGCGUCAGCAAGAUCCUGGGCAGGUACUACGAGACCGGGAGCAUCAAGCCCGGCGUGAUCGGCGGCUCCAAGCCGAAGGUGGCCACCCCCAAAGUCGUGGAUAAGAUCGCCGAAUACAAGCGGCAGAACCCCACCAUGUUCGCCUGGGAGAUCCGCGACCGGCUCCUGGCCGAGGGCAUCUGCGACAACGACACCGUCCCCAGCGUCUCCUCCAUCAACCGGUAA
Molecule: messenger RNA, 411 nt
Organism: Gekko japonicus
Lineage: Eukaryota; Metazoa; Chordata; Lepidosauria; Squamata; Gekkonidae
Product: paired box protein Pax-2
Exons: 3
Coding region: 1-411 (136 amino acids)
Biological process (GO): anatomical structure development; regulation of transcription by RNA polymerase II
Molecular function (GO): DNA-binding transcription factor activity, RNA polymerase II-specific; RNA polymerase II cis-regulatory region sequence-specific DNA binding
Source: RefSeq, a predicted model, not a curated record